Rhizoctonia solani is the source of this 1215-nucleotide messenger RNA. Its product is annotated as metal resistance protein YCF1. The transcript has 4 exons. Lineage: Eukaryota; Fungi; Basidiomycota; Agaricomycetes; Cantharellales; Ceratobasidiaceae. The record is from RefSeq and is a predicted model, not a curated record. The coding region runs from base 1 to 1215 and encodes 404 amino acids.
AUGCCAAGUGCCGGAACCACGAAUCCGUCGCCUCAUGCAGCAGCACGGCGGGCCACGGCUGACGAUAUUCAAGAGUUACGAACCAAGUAUACACUUCUUGAGAGCUCAGUUCAAGAUCUCGAAGAAGCCUACGCAGCAAAUAGGCAACUUUGCUCUAAGGUUGUACACUUAGAAGCUCAGCUAAGCACGCUUGGAGAUACAGUACAAAGCUUACUAGAAUUCAAAUCCCAAGCGACAAAGCUGCUACAAGUCCUAGUGUCCAAUCAUGGUGUUGAUAAACUAAAAGCCCAAGUUUUGUCUCUGGCGUUACAGUCUAACAACCCAAACACGUUUCUGAAGUCUGUUGUGGAUGGAGAAAAUCCAUCAGAUGAAACCAACGGGGACGGAGGAAAUACGCUAUUACCGUUGGGGAGUACGCAUGCAGAUACCAAGAUGAAUUCAGAACAACUUCAGCUUCAACUUCAAGAUUGCCAACCAAUGAAAACUGUUUGCACAAAGGUGUUAUUGCACCUGUUUGGGGCAAUUAAGGAACUGAAGCCAGAGCUUAUACUGUAUCCUCAUGGACUCACUUGGAAUGAACCUGGUUGGCCUGGAGAAGGCGUUGGAGAUGAAUGCCGCCCGUUCCUUUGGUUUGAUUUUACCAAACCACCCAAUGACCCUAUCAACGUCAAAGGCUUCAAGGAAUACUGUAAGUUUGUUCGUAAUUGGGGCGCAGAGCAAGUUCCAGCGGCAACCAAUAUUAUUGCAAAGGCAACCAAUGCAACCAUCCAGGAGCAAUGCCAAAUGAAGUAUAAAUACAAGGCCAAGAAAUACAAACAAUACCUGAAAGAGCGCAGCCAAGGUGAUGUCCCACCCACAGACAAUCAACCUGAAGAGAGCGGGAAUACUGGUGAAAUGGCGCAGGUGCCGGCCCGGAGGAAGAGGAAGACUGCUUACUAUUGGUCCAGAGCCAAAGCGAAGCUGAAAGCACAAGCUUGGAAGCUCAGCAAGAUGGUUAUACCAUACUCCACUAUGGAGUUACAAACCUUCUUAACGCCCAGUGCUCAAUUGGACAAUGAGAGCAAGUACAAAAUUCUACAAGACGGAACCAAGCGCAAGACUGGUCAAUAUAUCACUCAUGGAUGGUCAUUCAUGAGCAAACAAUUCAAAAAUCUGAAGGAACUUGUUGAUGCAGUGGCUGACCCAGAGCCUCCUGUUCAUGGAUUUCAACCUUGA